Molecule: messenger RNA, 1532 nt
Organism: Teleopsis dalmanni
Lineage: Eukaryota; Metazoa; Arthropoda; Insecta; Diptera; Diopsidae
Exons: 2
Coding region: 165-1406 (413 amino acids)
Biological process (GO): apoptotic DNA fragmentation
Cellular component (GO): nucleus; mitochondrial inner membrane
Molecular function (GO): nucleic acid binding; metal ion binding; RNA endonuclease activity
Source: RefSeq, a predicted model, not a curated record
GUAAAAUAAAAAUAAAAAACUUAAGCAAUGUGAAGGAAACUUUCGGUCAAAAUUAAUUGUUAAGGAUUUGGCAAACUCAGAAACUUCAUGUGCAGACAAUUCAUCAUUAUUCCAUUUCUGCAUUUAAGCAUUCCUUAAUUGGAAUACUGGAAUUUUGCUAGAAGAUGAAAGCCAUAUUACUUUGUUUAUUGUUGGUGUUUAGCAGUUGCUCUAUUGGUUAUGGCAGAGCCGAAUAUGUGCGCCAUGAAGGAUCGGACAUAAGACCCACAGUGAGAAAUGGAGUAGAUUGUUCAAUAAGUUUAAGUGGCCGUGUGAAGCCUUUUCAGCCGCUCUUUAUAAUACCUCAAACCGACGAAUUUUAUCCUUUUAAUGCAAAUGGAUGUGUCACAUUAAAUAGUGGUGAUAGCAUUGAAUUUGUUUGUUCCGACAGAUUUGCAGCGCCACUUGAAGGGAAAAAUGUAAUUGCGACUUGUGUAAGAGGUUCCAUAUUUAAAGUCAAUGGAAAAGAUAUUGAUGUGUAUUCUAUUUCGUGCACUUCUUGGCAAUAUUUCACAGCCAAACGGACUGGCAAAUCAUGCAAUGGUGGCAUAUUAAUUGAAGUUGGUUUUCAACUGGACGAUAAACGCUUUGCAAAACAAUAUGCAGUUUGUUUCAAUGAAUCAGAAGAAGUAACACGUUAUGUCCAUCACAUGCUCUCACCAGGUAGCAAUAACUUUGCAAUUGGUGUCGAUUGUGGCAGAUUCACAACUGCAAAUUUCUUUCAUAGAGAAGAUGUGGAUAGACUCUAUACAAGAGUACAACAUCAAGCCACAAUCAAUAACUUACUGGGCUGCAGUAAAUAUUUUGAUGACCGCAAUGAUGUUAUACUCACUCGUGGUCAUUUGGCUGCAAAGGCAGAUUUUGUUUAUGCAUCACAACAACGUGCCACUUACAUUUUGAUUAACGCCGCUCCACAGUGGCAUAGUUUCAAUGGUGGAAAUUGGGAAAAAAUUGAGAGCAGUCUACGUUAUUGGGUAUUUAAACAAAAUAAAUAUAUUGAAUGUUGGACUGGCGUUUGGGGUGUGUCUUCACUACUUGAUAUCAACAAUCAAUAUCAACCAUUAUAUUUAGACUACAAUAGUCGCAAUAAUGGUUUGAUACCAGUGCCAAAACUAUUUUUCCGUGUUGUUAUCGAACCGAGUACUGGUAAAGGGAUUGUAUUUGUGGGUGUUAAUAAUCCAUAUUUGUCCCUUGAUGAUAUUUUGAAGGAUUAUGUUCUGUGCCCAGACGUUAGCGAUGUAGUAACGUUUAUUAACUGGAACAAACGAAAUAUAAAGCAAGGAUACUGUUAUGCGUGUGAAGUUGCAGAGUUUGCAAAAGCCGUUCCAAAUCUACCAAAAUUUUCAGUAAACGGAUUAUUAUAUUGAAACUUAUUUCAAAAUUCUCGGCACACAAAAUUCUUAAUCUGUUUUAGAAAAAGAUACACGUCUACUGAAACAAAAUAUAUAACUCUUUUAUAUUUUUUAAACUUUUUAAUGCAAUAAAAAAUUGUG